GAGAUCAUGGGAGCCUGGCACGUCCGAGUGGGCCCCGCGGAGCCGCCCCCGGGGGAUGGGGGGCGCCCCAAUCCAGCCUGGGGCGAGUGGUGCGGAGGGGGGGCGCCCGGGGAUGCACCCGUGCACCCCGGGAUGGCCGCGAGGCGUGCCCUCCCGAGGAUGCUCCGGGGAGUUCCAGGGUCUGCAGCUGGAGCGGGAUGCGUGCUUGGCCUCUAACUACGCGCUGGCCAAGGAGAACCUGGCCUUGCGUCCUCGCCUGGAGAUGGGCCGGACAGCCCUGGCCAUCAAGUACCAAGAGCUUCGAGAGGUGGCCGAGAACUGCGCAGACAAGCUGCAGAGACUGGAGAAGAGCAUGCAUCGCUGGAGCCCCCAAUGUGCGCUGGGCUGGCUGCAGGCUGAGCUGGAGGAGGCUGAGCAGGAGGCUGAGGUCCAGAUGGAGCAGCUGCUGCUGGGGGAACAGAGUCUGGAGGCCUUCCUGCCAGCCUUCCAGAGGGGCCGUGCCCUGGCCCACCUGAGGCGGACACAGGCAGAGAAACUACAGGAAGUGCUGAGGCGUCGAGAGCGCUCUGCCCAGCCGGCCCCCACCACUGCUGCUGCAGCUGCUGCUGCCGCCACCGCCAUGGAUCCCCCCAAACCCUUCCCUGCUGCUGCCGUCCUGCCCACUGGGGCCGCCCGGGGACCACCUCCAGCAGUACCCCGGAGCCUGCCCCCCUUGGACUCCCGCCCAGUGCCCCCAGUGAAGGGCUCCCCCGGGUGCCCUUUUGGCCCAGCCCCUUUGCUGAGCCCUCGACCCUCUCAACCUGAACCCCCUCAUCGGUAGGAGCCAGGGUGCGCCCUCCCAGCGGGGGUCCAGACAAACUUGAUUCAUGGCUCCUCCUCCUCCCCCACUGCCUGGGUGGGGGGAGGGGCAGGCCCCUCCCCCUAGCCUCAGGCAGGCCCAGGGCCCUGGAGGCUGAGCUGGGGAAGAGGGGCUCCCCGAAGAGGCCCGUAGAGGGCUGGGGGUGGGGUGGGCAGGGUGCUGGACUUCGGUCACCAAGGAAACUCUGCCUUUUUAUUUUAUUUUUUCGUCUCCCCGGCUGGGGCCUCCAGGGUGCCAAGCCAGGUCCUCAAAUGAAAAAGAACUUUAUGGGGUCCUGCUUCCUCCAGGGGAGUCUUGCUUGGGGGCCUGUCGCACCCUGCCACACUACUGGGCUCGAACAACCGCCAAGGCUAACUGGAUUGUUCUCCUCAUAUCCUGAGCUAACCAACCCUUCCUGCAGUUUGAGGGCCCUCCGCCUAGGAGCCGGGUGGUCAUGCCCCAGCUGCGGGCCCAGGGACACCCCCAAUGGCCUUGCACCUGGCCCUGGGGCAAGGUAGGACAGAGGCCUCUUGACCUGCACAGGUGAGAGCCUGCCACCCCCAGGAAAGACCAUUCUGUAUUUUUCUGUCCCUGUCUCCUUAGAAUGGAACCUUUUUGAGGGCAGGUCCUUGUCUUUGUAUGUUCUGUCCCCAGCCCCGCCUCCUAGGGGCUGUCAAUAAAUGUGCUGAUGGAUGACGGUGA
This is a messenger RNA of Rattus norvegicus (Norway rat), 1540 nucleotides long. NCBI's taxonomy places the organism in Eukaryota, Metazoa, Chordata, Mammalia, Rodentia, Muridae. The record is from RefSeq and is a predicted model, not a curated record.